Drosophila albomicans is the source of this 765-nucleotide messenger RNA. RefSeq lists its product as uncharacterized. Bases 194 to 571 code for a protein of 125 amino acids. Lineage: Eukaryota; Metazoa; Arthropoda; Insecta; Diptera; Drosophilidae. The transcript has 3 exons. The record is from RefSeq and is a predicted model, not a curated record.
CUUUACUCUAUCAUAUUGUUUCACUGUUUUUUUUUUUUGUUUUAUACAAUGUAGCGCAUCAUUUUAAACUUUUCAGAUUUGGUUUUAAUUUCUCAUAAAUUCACUUCAACACACACACACACUAUAUAUGUAAGCGAUCUAGUCGCUGAUAAUCAGGAGUAAAGAUGAGAUGAGAUGAUAAAGAUGAGAUGAGAUGAUGAAAAAGAUACUGGUGAUGAUUAAAGUUGAGGUUGACGACGCAGAUGCAGGCCAAGAAGUCGCAGGGGUGCUGCGCUGGCGGCUCGAGCAGAGAUGUGCUCGCUGGUGCUUUGCUGGCCGCUACUGCGGCAGCCAAGAUGGCGCUCAGUGGCGCUCCGCUGGCCGCUAUGCGGCGGCAAAGGUGGCGCUAAGGGCGCUCCGCUGGCCGCUAUGCGGCGGCAAAGGUGGCGCUAAGGGCGCUCCGCUGGCCGCUAUGCGGCGGCAAAGGUUGCGCAACGGGCGCUCCGCUGGCCGCUAUGCACGCAACGGCGGCGCUAAGGGUGCUCCGCUGGCCACUAUGCGCGCAAAGGUGGCGCUAAGGACGCUUAGCUAGCUGCUAUGUGCCGCAAUGAGAGCACUUUGGCGCGCUUUACUGGCCGCUAGGGCGGCGACAAAGAUGGCGCUUAGUAGCGCUCCGCCGGCUGCUAGCUUAGGCACUGUCACGCUCAAAAAGAGCCAAACCAAAAGCAGAAAAUUUCGGAAACGACCUGUGUAAACGACAACAAUAAGUAAAGUACACCUACCAGA